Molecule: messenger RNA, 2046 nt
Organism: Cherax quadricarinatus
Lineage: Eukaryota; Metazoa; Arthropoda; Malacostraca; Decapoda; Parastacidae
Product: delta-sarcoglycan
Cellular component (GO): sarcoglycan complex; membrane
Source: RefSeq, a predicted model, not a curated record
GGAGAGUGCCAGAGGGUGCCAGUGGGUGCCAGUGGGUGCUAGUGGGUGCCAGUGACAAGGAACUUGCUCCAUUACACAGUGGAAAGUUAAACAACCAGGAUGCUCUCCACUGAGCUUCGACACAACCACAUUGGUGUCGGCACGAGGAUUGUAGGUGUGGUGCAGGGGUACCGGCGUCUUAUUACAGGUGUCUUCCACCUCCCAACAGGUGUGGUGCAGGGGUACCGGCCACAAGUGGACUGGGGUGGUGAGACUGGCUCUGCCACCAUCGUAGUCGGGGGCCACAACGUCCGUGUGGCCACCUCCGGGUGGCGCAGACGCUGCCUUUACACUCUCCUGGUGGCACUCCUGACACUCUCCGUCGUCAACCUCUCACUCACACUCUGGAUCCUCAAAACUAUCCACUUCAACGUGGACGGCAUGAGUUUACUUCACGUUGUCGUGGGAGGCGUGAAGAUGCAGGGUAAAACCUUGCUCAUGGAGAAGGUAUCAACAGCUAGCAUCACCAGCAGAAGGGAGAAGAAUUUAGUCAUCAGCGGCUACCACAACCUAUCUGUUUUCACCGUGCCCUUCCUGCCACCUUCCACAGCAGACGCCACCGAUCAGGACCUACUGUCUGCCGGGGAUGUUCCUCUCAGCCACACUUCUACUUUCCUACACCUCAAUGUGGAUAACGUGUUGGCUGGGACACACAAGUUCAAGGUUCGUGGACCGCACGGAGAGCAUCUGUUCCAAGCCUCUGCCAGUGGAAGCAGUGUUGGCGCUGAGAGACUCACCGUCACAGGUGAUGAAGGUGCUGAGUUUGAAGGAACUAUCCAGACGCCUCUGGUAUAUUCCCAGGGUGUCCACGAGCUCAGGUUGGAGAGCUGGACGCGGAGGGUGUCAGGAGAAGCGGCUCAGGAGGUGAGAGUGGAGGCUCGUGAUGGAGACAUCUCUGCUACCUCCCUGAAGGAGGCCUACUUGCAGGCACACCAGGGAGCCAUCAGGAUAGACAGUCCCAACAUUUUCCUGCCGAAGCUGCCUGAGUACGGCGUCUUUCAGGACACCGGGGCGAUGGAAAGAGACAACUCUGUCACCGAGACUCCUCAAGAGAGCCAGAUUCCAGCGCCCGAGGGAGAGAACAUGCCCACCACACCCCUGCCGUCACCACCUUCCCAGGACGCUCACACCUUCCCUCCUGUGCGGGUGUACCAAGUGUGUGUGUGCCCCAGCGGACGGCUCUUCCUGGUUACUGCUUCCUCCGCCUGCGUUCCUGACGACGAGGUCUGUCGCUAGUGGGCAUCGCUGAAGCUCCGCUUCCAAAACCCUCUUCCUUCUACAGUCACCACCUUUUCAGUGGAUUGGCUUUGCAAUCUUGUGCAAGUAGGAUAGCUAGAACCAGUGUCAAGGAGGAUAAAGGAGGUGCCCACGUACAGAAGAAGCCAUGAGACGCCAGUAUUGUUACAUUGUUAAUGUUUCUGGUGGCGAAGGGAGUCGGAUUGUCAUGUGAGGCACUGCUUCUGUCUGCUGCCUCCGUCUGCUGCUUCUGUCUGCUGCCUCCGUCUGCUGCCUCCGUCUGCUGCCUCCGUCUGCUGCCUCCGUCUCAGAUUGUAUCUUGUCGCCAUUUGCUACAAGAGGAUGCUCUCUCAUCUUCCUAUUAUCUCUCUUGUUCCACUAUCCCUCACUCCCUCUUACUCUUCUGGACUCACUUAGUCUUUCACUUCUGACCUCAACAGUACAAGACGAAGUAAUUACUACUGUGUAUGGCGUAUCUUGUACCUUCUCCUCUCCCUAACACCUUGAUCCACCUCCUCCAGGUGAUGCUUGUCACUCCCUCAAGCAUCAUGUACUCCUCCAGGCACCAGAGUACACUUCAGCGUACUCACACAAUAAUAAUGCGCAUGUGGUACAAAAUAUCACCGGUGUCAGGAUUCGAGAGUAGAAUAAUGAUUAAGUUUUCAGGUAUAAUAUUUAGUUUUUUUAAACGUGUUUGUAGUUUUAAAUACAAUUCUAAACUGCAUAUACAUUACUCAUGUACAUACGGUUACAUUUGAAGUGUAAAUAAUA